AUGGGAGGGUACUACUUCCGCCCCGGCACCGGCUCAGGGCGCUGCAAGUGGCACGUGUACCUUCCCGGGGGUGGUUGGUGCGUCACUGUUGCGGAAUGUGUUGAGAGGGCGGGCACAGGAUUCGGGUCCACAAGAGGAUACCCAUCCACCCCAGCAGCCGAGCGUGGUUUGGCGGCUGUGCUCGAAGACCUCCAGCACCACCGUGGAUUUGGCGCUGCCUCCCAGAUUUUGCUUUCGGGCAGCUCGGCUGGCGGGCAGGCCAUGGCAAACCUCUGUGAUUGGCUGGCCUCGUCUUUCCUAUCCGCGUCCAUCCGAUGCCUUGUGGACUCCGGCUUCUUUCUUGACACGAGGGAUCGCUUUGCAAGCGGCCCCGUCGCCGCCCCUGGAGGCCCCGUCGCCGCCCUUUGCAGCCACCUCGCCACCCUUAGCGGCCCCGUCACCGCCCCUAGCGGCCGUGUCGCCGCUCUUCGCGGCCCCAUCGCCGCCUCUACCGGCCCCGUCGCCGCCUCUACCGGCCCCUUCACCGCUGAGCCGCCCAGCAGAUGA
Closterium sp. NIES-65 is the source of this 546-nucleotide messenger RNA. The record is from the annotation of a GenBank genome assembly. NCBI's taxonomy places the organism in Eukaryota, Viridiplantae, Streptophyta, Zygnematophyceae, Desmidiales, Closteriaceae.